AUGGGCAUAAAUGCUCUGUGGAGCUCUGGUCUCAGGGGGAUUCUUCACCUGCCCUUCAGUAAUUCUUGCUUCUCUAGCCUUUCGAGCUUUAAUGCCCCCUGGGUCGUCUUUACUCCUUCCCCAACCCAGCUGUCCAUCAGUCAAUUUCAAUUCAGGUGGCUUGGGCGGCAGAUUAAUGGGCUCCCUGGGUUUUCCUUCAGCAUUGAUCCCUCCCUUACUGGUCACAGGGGAGGUUGGGCAGGGGUCUUCAUCAAUAUUAUAGAUCUCUGCAUUAACCUCUUCACGAUCUUUCGUGAUCUUCUUGCUUUUAUUGCAGCUAUUGGAUUGGGUGACACUGAUGGCUCCGCAGGCGGCAGCUCUAGAUGA
Messenger RNA from Linum trigynum, 366 nucleotides. NCBI's taxonomy places the organism in Eukaryota, Viridiplantae, Streptophyta, Magnoliopsida, Malpighiales, Linaceae. The record is from the annotation of a GenBank genome assembly.